This is a messenger RNA of Radiomyces spectabilis, 819 nucleotides long. RefSeq lists its product as uncharacterized. The transcript is spliced from 5 exons. The record is from RefSeq and is a predicted model, not a curated record. Gene Ontology annotation, cellular component: kinetochore. Gene Ontology annotation, molecular function: nucleic acid binding. The coding region runs from base 1 to 819 and encodes 272 amino acids. NCBI's taxonomy places the organism in Eukaryota, Fungi, Mucoromycota, Mucoromycetes, Mucorales, Radiomycetaceae.
AUGAGUAACAUAGAAGACGACGAAGAAGACUAUAUGUCUAGUCGGCUUCUUGAGCAAGCCUCAGAAUACGAAAAACAACGUAAAGACACAACAUACACCGAACGUCGGAAACAGCAGUUGCGCGAACAGCAGAAAAAGGGCUACAUCAAACCGCGCAAGCAGUUGGAAGAUGAAGCAAGACAAGAAGGCUUGAAAAAGACCCUCGAUCCCAGUAAUAAAGGAGCGAAAAUGCUGAUGAAAAUGGGCUUCAAACAUGGAAUGGCCCUUGGAAAGGAAACAGAAGGAGCACUGAUUGAACCCAUUGCCAUCGAGCAAAAACUUGGCCGUAGCGGCUUGGGUAUGGCAACCAGUCUGAAACGUGCACGGGAAGAAGAAGUCAAAGCCGAGGAAGAGCAUCGCAAAAGGACGGAAAUAGAUCCAGACGAUUUUCGAGAGGCUAUGGCUGCUAGAGCAAAUGAGGCCAGACUGUCCCGGCGAAUUCAUGCAGCAGCAGUCAUUUGUGAAAGAUUAGAUCAAGUCAAAUCAAAUAUUCUGUGGACUUUGCUUUCAUCCAAAAACGAAUCACAGUUGGAAGGACGCCAAGAGCCUACAUCUGAAGACGAUGAAGAUGAUCAAAAAGAGGCAAAACGGGAAGAGGAACCAAUAUACCCUCCCGAAGAAGUCGAAGCAUUGAAAUCGCUAAAGCUUGACGAUCAAUUACAGCGACUGGUUGAAUAUUUACGGAAUAAUUACCUCUACUGUUUCUGGUGUGGAGCCCAAUAUGCUGAUGAAGAAGAUCUCAAAGAGAACUGUCCAGGUAGUGAGGAAGAUGAUCACUGA